AUGCCGGAAGCGCAAGGAGCCUCUUCUUCCAGCACCGUGACUGUCAAGUCGCCAUGGCUGGACGCGAUGAGCGACCCAGUAGCGGGCAUGGUCUGCUUCUCCCCCUUCAUGUGCCUCUGCGAUUUACAUGCUGACGGGAACCACAGGCUAAUUCUAGUGGACAUGCAAAAAAGGAUUCGGAUAUACAAAGGAACUACCAUACAGUGGGAGCAGAAACUCAUGGAUGUACCUGUUGUUAUGAUCAUUAAUUCCCUAAAAUCUUCAAACAGUGACUCUUAUUGUGUCCUCAAUUACAGGUUUCAUAAGGAGACACCCAGCACUCAUAGUCGACUUUUGGUGACAUAUGCACGCUAGUACAUCGGUCCGAGUAGACUACGCCUAAGUACUAGUUGUAGCUGUUGGAGGGUGUUCUUGGUUGUGCUAGAAAAAUUGAAAUUUUUGAUCUACUCUUCAGCUGCUAAUAUCAGCGUGUCAUGCUUUUUCCAUGAGAACAAGACGCCGUCCAUACCCACACUCGCUGUUGCUAGCGGUCAUCAGAUAUUCGUUUACCGCUACCUGCGUCCGCAUCUGAAAUACACUCUACCGAAAAUGGAGAUCAACGCGACAGAGAUCAGUAUAUGGAGUUCAAUACGACCAGAAAGCGUUGGCGAGGCGAUGGAAAAACUGAAUCAUCUGCGGGACCAAGGAGUACUAUUUUGACUACAAACAAAGCACUUUUUUUACUUCGAAAGAGAGUGCUUUUUUUGUCGUGUGUUUGUGAUUGUGUUGUAUGAUCAUUGUGAUACAAGCAGAUGGACAUGGAACUAGGAGCACAAGCAACAUGGAUCAUGAGGAUAGCUUUACUUCGCCUUCGUUCCUUCAUUCAAAAUCUUCACCAGAUAGCCUUGACGAACAGGUCUAUGGACCUGCUAGCGAUGGAGGAUCAGCCGGAAAGUGAGCGCAUGGAAUACGUGAAGGCCGCUAGGGAGCACCCCUUUAUGCAAAAUACCGCAAUUACUUGCAUGGACACGUUAAAUUUAUGGCUACUAUCUUUCUUGACGGAGUCAUUCUCCUGGAUUAAGACUUGAACUUGCUACAAACAGAUUUGGAGGUUGUAAAAAGCAGGCUUAUAUAUAUAAUAUGACAAUCCAUGAAGGAGACGUCCACGACUGAAAAAACAGGGAAAAAUAUACUUAACAGCAUUAGCAUGGUGGAGAAAUGAUUGAUAAUCAUAAUGAUUUUAUUUUUUAGUAUGUGUAUGCUUAAUCAUUAGGACCACUAGUCACAGCCCAUAACCACAUCUCCAAGUUCUAAUGAAGGUGAACAUAGAGGAUCCCAGCGGCGUCGCAAUGCUCACGUUUGGUGCGGAAAACCGGCACGUCUAUAUUCUUGACAGCAACGCCCUCGAUAUUGUGCAAAAAGUGGAACUCGAAAGUGUCCCGGUUUUUCUUGUGACGAGCGGCCUCUACGAAGUGGAGUAUCGUAUCACUAUUGAUUUAGUUUUUUUUUGUUAGAUAGCCUUCGCGGUCGCGGAUGAGGGAGCAGAAAAUAUAUUUUGCUCACAAGAAUGUGGUCUUGUGAUGCGAAUUAAAAUGCUCUUGUCUUGAUCCUCGAUGACGCGAUGAAGGAUCUUCAAUUAUGUGAACACAUUCGUCAAAGUCAAUGUGAAUUCACUAAAAAGAUUACUUCACUUUGUCGUUUCACACCCACAAUGACAAUAGGACUCAUAUGCGCAUGCCGAGACGGAAAAGUGUACACAGUGAAAAACGGAGCACUUCUUAGCAUGGUAAUCGAAUUGGAGACCCUGCCGGUCGGCCUAGUCAAGAUAGACAAGAGUACAUUUUGCCUCUAGGCCUACAUUCCCAUGUUGAUGGUGAAAGUAUUCGUCGAUUGACAAAAUAUGGCCCUGUACGUCGAGAUUCUCGCUGAUCUUCUGUAAAUCUAAAUCUAUGUUGUGUGUUUUGUUUUCCUUUUCGUACUAGUUAGAGUUAGAGAAUUCUGAUUCGAUACAGUUCUCUUCCAGGUAUCUACGUUGGCUGCAUGGACAAUGUGGUGCAUUGUUUUCAUUUCAAAGUUAAGGCUACAAAUAUUUAAGAAAUUUGUUUCGACAUCGUCGACACAACGCAUAGUUAUAGAACAUUUUUAUUUUCUUCGUGGUCAAGCGGUUGUGGCCACUCGACAUAAUAUGCAUUCCCGCGAACGACGGGAGAUCCGAACAUCACUUCGAUUUGGAAUGAACAUCGCUAAUGACUGGAAAAAGCAGCACUCCAUCUACUUGGACCAUCCUAUUACGUGCAUGCAACUAAUGCAAAGUCCAAAAACCAAAGCGAAGUGCCUCCUGGUGGCUUUGAAGAACGGCGAAGUGCGAACAUACAACGGGAAAUUCCUCGUACACACACUUGCAUUACAAGAACCAGUAGUCGGAAUGUGCUUCGGCAUGUUCGGUAGGGAGGACGGGACAUUGUGUAUUAUUACAACACUGAUUUCUUCUUGUUUUGUUGAUGUCUCCACAGGUGCUACGGACAGGACUCUCAGAGACGCACCAUACAUGAAAUUUGCUUUUGGUAUCGAUUUUGUGUCGCAGAACUGACUCGACAAGAUGAAACUAAUCUUUUUACAGCUAGAGCUACGUACUGAUAACGAUAAUAGCAUGAUCCACUGUCUGUUUUUCUAACCGAGCAUUCUUGAUGUUGAUGAUAUGGAUUUUAUCCGUCCAUUCUCUCGAACUAUCCAUACGUCGAACGCCAGGUUUGUCAAUGAAAAGCGGCGGUUUAGUUGUGAAGAUGCUUUCUAGAACCGCGAACUUGGAGAAGAGUUCACAGCCUCCGGGACCUCCUGCGGAACAGGAUACGCCACUGGAUGUGCCGAAGAAGACAAAGCUCUACGUGGACCAGACAGCACGCGAACGGGAACAGCCAGUAGAAAUGCAUAGGAUAUUUCAUUAUGGAGGAGGAGGACGCCAAGCCACUUUUUUUCACGUCGACUAGCCGAUAUUUAUAAGUAGGAUCUGCUAGGAAGAUUCACUUUCAACACUUUCGCAUAUAUUUUUUGAGGUACCGUCGUUCAGAAAUUUGUCCCGUAAAUUCGGACAUAGUCCAGCACCGCGCGUCACUUUUUUCGCUCGUGACGCCGUAGCUUCUUCAACCUUUCGAAGUUUCAACUGUUGUAGAUGAGUGCGAGAACAAGGGGCACCACAGAAAUAAUAUUGGUGGUCAUAGACAGCACGAAGGAGGCGCUAACUCUUACGUGAUCUUUGCAAGCUUCGGCUGAAUACAGCGCGGGCCUACGUGAAGCUUCUAGGGACAUCAGGUGCAGUGGUGCGGACAGGAGCGCAAGGCGUAACGCAACUCAGACUCAAUGCAGGGGUAAUUGAUUCUGAUUCUCGGAUUGUUUCGUUGAAGAACUUAAUGCUGCUUGAGGGGAUGAUCGAGACGAUAUAAUACUUUGUUUACCUCCUAUCUCUAUCAAGGUUAUAAGCAUAACAUUUUCCUCUUCCUUGUUGUUGUACCUUGUACCAGGUUAAAGGCAUGGGUCCGGAGUUCGAGCUGGAUUUACAGUUAUCAAAUGCUGGAGAGCGCCACGUGAUGGACCUCUGUGUGCAAACGGACGCAAGUGGUUCGAUAUAUCGCAUCGACAACCCUCUGAUUCACGUGCCACUCCUGGUACCCGGCUACACUCUUUCUUAUGGAGGGCUCCUGUGAUCGUGAUCUAGUUCAUCUACUGCGUCUACAUCUACACGCCAAGAUUGUUUGAGGGUUCCCUUGACUUUCGGGAGGGGCUGGAUUGCAACGAACCGCACCCCCACACGCUGUAUAUUAUAAUGCAGCACGACUCCUGCAUCAAGCUCCACUUGCUCGCUGACUCCUCAAUUCAGUCAGUCACGACCCACUUGUGUUUGUGAUCUCUUUCACCUAUCUGAUAAGUACAUCUCUUUCUCUGUCCUUCUAAUGAACUUUACCAGUACGCCUUGAGUGCGUAGACGUUUCAGCCAGUGACACUGUAACCGUCUCGGUUCUCUGUCGGGACACAGUGCGGCCCCUUGUAUCGGCUCUGGUUCAAAUGCCGAUCUCUGCGGCGAAUAUGCUGGAGGAUUAG
Amoebophrya sp. A25 is the source of this 4074-nucleotide messenger RNA. Lineage: Eukaryota; Dinophyceae; Syndiniales; Amoebophryaceae. The record is from the annotation of a GenBank genome assembly.